Molecule: messenger RNA, 5390 nt
Organism: Portunus trituberculatus (swimming crab)
Lineage: Eukaryota; Metazoa; Arthropoda; Malacostraca; Decapoda; Portunidae
Product: receptor-type tyrosine-protein phosphatase T-like
Exons: 11
Coding region: 2313-4517 (734 amino acids)
Biological process (GO): protein dephosphorylation
Molecular function (GO): protein tyrosine phosphatase activity
Source: RefSeq, a predicted model, not a curated record
CUGCAGUAUUGAUCACAGCUGUGAGGAGGGAGGUGGAGCUGUGUCGUGACGCCGCCUCUUGGAGACACAACACCUCGCUCCCUCGUGCAGGUGUCCCUAUUCCUUACACACACUUACCUGUUUCACCUAAUUAGCGAGGGGAAGCCCUCCAGCAGGCUAUUCACUAUAGCAUAAGGUGGUGUAGCCCCAGCCGAACCCAUAAUCCCUCCUGACAGAGGCAGCAUCCGCUCAGUGCAAGACGAACAGCAGGUGUGUGAAGAUGGAUGUGCAGAAACUGUUGUUUUGAGGGUGUGGGAGUGUCAGGGGAGGGUAGGAAGCAAUCGCAAGGAAGUGUGUGUGCAUGAGAAGACCAAGGCACCGACAACAUCACUAGACCCGAGAAGCGUCGUUCUUGUUGCGAUGUAAACAAACCGGCCGCGAGCAUCCAGUACCGGGAACCGUGGGAGCUUAUUAGCAAAGGCUCACUAGCCUCCACUGGAGUAACCGCUCUUCAUUCUUAAGACUCUGUGAUCAGAAAGAGGUGUUUGUUUUCAAACAGGCCAGACGAGCAUCAAACAUCGUCAGUGAGCAGUGUUGACAUGACCAAGACGUUCACUCGUGCCAUGCAAAGUGAGGCCUCCUGUGACUCACGCGUCCUGUCUCUCACUUCUCCCCACAGACUUGCUUCAUCUGACGACAGUCAGCGGCAGGAGAGGGAGCGAGUGAGCGCCACCACGCGACACUGAAGAAGGCGCUGAAGGUGAAGCAACACUGACAAACACACGACCUCCUAGUAUAGAGCGACGAAGACAACGACGAGGAUGCAACGGAGAGUCGUGGCAGUGUAAUGCAGUGAAUGUGUACAGCCUGUCUCUUCAGUGUCACCGGUUAGAGAAUACAGUGAAGGCUAGUCAAUGAUACGGAAAAGAAAGAGAGAGAGAAUACAGUGAUAUACAUGUAAAUUUUCUAGUGAUACGCUUACAGUGAUAUAGACAUAAGUAAAUAUAAGAAAAAAAAAAGUGAUAUAGUGAAUAAUGACACUCUACUAAUGGUGGUAAAGGAGAAGCAGUGAAGAGAGUAGUGCUUGACGGAGGAACUGGGGUCACACUAUGGAACCACACAUACAUGGACACUUGAUAAGAGUUUCCAGUGACCAGUCUGUUACAGUGACGUGAGCGAGGCCAUACAUAAACACAAGGAAGAACAAACAUUAGCAGGUCUAUUGGCUUCUACGCGUGUGCUUGUGGCAAAGUACAUUAUUUCAUCGAAAGGAAGAAACGUAGCACCAUAAAAAAUAUGAGACCUGGUACAAUAUUCGUUACUUGCAGCGAAAAAAAAGAAAAAAACAAAACCUGACUAUGAUGUGAUGUAAAAGAGAGAGAGAGAGAGAGAGAGAGAGAGAGAGAGAGAGAGAGAGAGAGAGAGAGAGAGAGAGAUCCAGCAUGACAGGAAUGAAGUGAGCGAGCGUCAUUACAAAGAGUCAGUACUUUUACUCAACCUAUGCUUCUGUCCUUCCACUCGUCCAAAUAUAAUACUCCACUGAGUUUUCGGCGAUGGUGAUUAAUGGAUGGAUCGAGAAACUGCAGGACUGACGACUUCCAUCCAACACUCCUACGCAGAGAGGAAGAAGUUUGAGAUACGUUAACACGAAAAAAAUAAAUAAAUAAAAGUAGAGAACAUUCCAAAUAGAAGCACAAGUAUUAAGAUUUUCCAAGAGAUGGAUCAGAGACGCAUGAGUGAGGCGUGGCAUAGAAAUUAGUGGGGAAAUAAAGAAAAUAUUAAUAAAAGUAAUAGCAAAAAGACGCGUUUUUGGCGGGAAAGUAUUGAGGUAUAUAAGACAAUAAAGAAAAGAAUAUUCAACAGAGAAAGUAAGUGUAUUUUCCAGUGAAUGCGUGAUGACAAAUUUGUCAAACGUUAGAAAAAAGAAUGACAGAAAAAAAAAACUGAACUAGAACAAAACUCCUGUGAAGAGAACAUUACGGCGCUACAAUGAGGAAUACCUGAUAUUGGAAGUGCAAUCAAUUACUAUAAAUGGAAGCGAGGUAGACGUCGCGAAACAGUGGAAAGCAGACGCCUGACUACGAACAUUGGCCGUCUGUAGUGAAGCAUCAAAAGCAACACACUGAGAGGAUAAAACACACACACACACACACACACACACACACACACACACACACACACACACCGGUGGAGGACGUAAACACGUGUCAGCUACACACUCGCAGCGGAUCCCAGCACCCUAUCGCAAGACCUGACUGACCGGAGAAUGGGGGAGGAGGGCCUGCUGGUGGUGGCGGCGUGACGGCCCUAGACGGCUCUCAGUCAGCCCCAGAAUGCCCUUCCUUUCUUUAAGAGGAUGGCUGCCGGCGGCCAUCCUCUGUUUAGGGCUGGCGACUGAGACAGGAGGCAGUCCCGUGCACGCCCCCACGGCCAGCUGGGCUGGUGGGCAGCAAGCAGGGGAGGAAUUUGCCCUUCCACGCCACUAUCCUGUCGCUCACCCAGAGGAGCGGUACAGCUCCCCACGCCGUCAGUAUCCGCAAUAUGGUGGGUACGCUCACCGUGGUCUGGAAGCGAAGACCGCCCAGCGGCUGGACUAUGAGCUGGAGCAACCCUACCAACACGAGGUAAACCUGUACGAGUAUUCCUACACGGAAAGCACCGCACAUGCCGACUCAGGCACUAAGUAUGGCCGGCCGGUGCCACGGCGACCGGUGGCUGGGGACGGAGCCACACUGUCUCGUCGCUACGGAGGACGUCUGUGGUGGACAGCAGGCAUGCCGUUACCGGUGGUGGGUGCCCGUGGUGAGCCUUAUAUACCACGGGCUCUGAGUCCCGAGGCCCAACAAGGCAGGGGAGGGAGCGAAGGUCGUCGCGGAGCUCCAACACGGCGUUUACUGCACAAUGAGUCCUUGGUGGGCGCGGCGCGAGUUCAAAAGUCGUUGCAGCAAUCGGUGCGUGAGACGCCGCUCUUCGGCCAGUACUUCCCUGACGUGCGGGCGGCGCCCACCACGACAAUCGCUCCCACCCAGGCCAGUGCCAGGCAGCCCAGCGGCCUCGAGUCCUUUCUUCGCUUAAUGACGGAAGAAGACUCUCCUGCAGGAGCUCCGGGGGAGGUAGUGCCAGAUAUCCCCAGGGAUGGGCAGGGUCUCAGCCGCAGCAAUAGAGGGCGUGGAUGGGAGGGGCAGGCUGAUCCCCAUGAAAGACAGCCAGCUCCAACACCCGUCACCGCUACCGCAGUGCUGGGCUCCAUCAUGCUGCUCAUCAUCCUCGUGGUGGUAAUGGUGGCUCUCCGUGUACAGUGGCGGGAAAGGGUGAAGGGGGAGGAGGAGUGGCGGGUUGGCUCCCCCACCGUCCAGCCACCGACCCCCGCCCCGUCCAACACCACAGGUCCGUCACCCUCCGCCUCCUCGCAGCACCUCAGCCCCCUGGACCACCUACACCCCGAGCCCAUCAGAAUAAAGGCGAAGGGGCUGCUGGAGAGGCGUGGAUCCAACACCAGCCUCACCCUGGAGCUGGCGGCCCCUGGACCUCCCCCAGAUGUAACCUCUCCUCCUCGCCACUGCACGCCAGAGGAGUUUCUCAUGACGGCGGGCAACAGGAUGAGUAGGCGCCAGCUGCGACAGUGCCUGAAGGAGGGGCGGGCGCUGCAUGCAGAGUUCUGGGAGGUACCACUCAACCAUCCUGACAAGUGUGAUGUGCCGGGUAGCGCCUCCAAGAACAGGUACCGCACUGUGCUUCCUAACGAGAGUACGCGAGUCACCCUGUGCAGCUCAGACCCCACCGGCCAGUACAUCAACGCCAACUACGUCAGGGGCUACGAAGGGCAGGAGCGAGCGUACAUCGUGACUCAAGGGCCCCUGGCGAACACCGUGGUGGACCUGUGGCGGAUGGUGCUGCAGGAACGCUCGCCAGCCAUCGUCAUGAUCACCAGGCUCAAGGAGAAGCAGCGGGUGAAGUGUGAGCCUUACGUGCCCUCCCACACCGGCACCUACGGGGACAUCACAGUCACGGUGCGCCAAGUGAUUGUCAAGAGUGGCUACACCAUCAGGCAGUUGUCCCUUCAGCGUGGAGAGGAGAGGCACGACACCCUUCACUUCUGGUACACUGCCUGGCCCGACCACAAGGCUCCCACCGAGGCUGACCAACUCCUGGCGAUGGCGCUGCAGGUGGACCACGUCAGGAAGCAGCAGGCAGGGACGGGGGUGGUGGUGCACUGCUCGGCUGGCAUAGGGCGCAGCGGCUGUUUUGUGGCCAUCAGCAUCGCUAUCAAUCAGCUGCUGGAGGAGGACGCGGUGGACAUCCUCGGCAUCUUGUGUCAAAUGAGGCUGGACAGGGGCGGCAUGGUACAGACAGGGGAGCAGUAUGAGUUCAUUCAUCGCGCCGUGGCCCAGUACGCCUCCUCUCUUCCAUCGCCGCGUCAGUCCAAGUGCUACAUGGCCCGCCACUCCAUCACCACCACCACCUCCGCCUCCUGCUCCUCCCUCGCCGCCAGCUACGCCCCGCCCACGCCCCCAAGCCCCGAUGACUCCAGGAGGUAGAGUGCAGGCGUGUGUGAAUCGCUGGGAAGACGAGGAGGAGGAGGAGGAGGAGGAGGAGGAGGAGGAGGAGGAGGAGGAGGAGGAGGAGCUACGUAUGUUCCUCACCGUUCAAUCAUGGCAGCUACUUCCUUUUAUCCACUCCAUUUAAUUAUCCUUAAAUCUACACACCACCGCCACAACAACCACAACAACAACAAUAAUAACAACAACAGCACAACAGUAAUGAUAACCACAUACACACACACACACACACACACACACACACACACACACACACACACACACACACACACACACACACACACCAUACUGUCUUUCGUCGUUAUCAAGCAACACGUUUCCCAAUUCAGUGCACUUUUUACCUUCUUAGAACAUUUACACCUGCAUGUUUCCGGUUAUAAUAGUAAUAACAACAACAGCAACAACAGUAACAAAAGCAAAUCAAACACAGAUACCAGCACAGCAUUAUUAGUACGAGUAUCUGCGCCUUUACACCACUCUGGAAAUCGCAAAAAUAGAUCCGUAACCGUGUGAAAGAAUGCAUAAAUCAGCAAAGUAGAAAACGGAGAGCUCAUCUGUUGACUAGUGCGUACAUAAUUUAUAAUCUACCAGUCUACUUCAUAAAGCUGCUUAUCUAGUGAUGCAGCGGAUAUACUCCCAUUUUCACUACAGACGGAAAACCAGUGUCUUCAUCCUUUACUGUUUCCCUCAACGCUGUACGUUUGACCUUCUCUGUUUCCAAUUAUUCCACUCACCAAACGUUUUGGCGCCGUGUGCAUAUUGCCGUUAACAGGUUUUACACAUCCAGUGGAGGUUACUGGGACUUCCCAGGAUGUCUUCAUGAUUCUAGUGAGAAGGAAUCUGGAUCAUCUA